Linum trigynum is the source of this 357-nucleotide messenger RNA. The record is from the annotation of a GenBank genome assembly. Lineage: Eukaryota; Viridiplantae; Streptophyta; Magnoliopsida; Malpighiales; Linaceae.
AUGGGUGCGCCUUCCGCUGUAGAAGUGGUCGAGACAGAUCUUCGACAACAAAGAAGAAGGGGUUGGAGUGGAUCCCUGAGAGAGAAAAAUCAAGUAGGAGAGAGGGGAAAUCAGAGGGAGCGGCGGAGAGGAGAUGGAAAUGGCGACGGCGAGCGCGGAUCCGACGGUGUUUUGUUGUUGGAAGUGGAGAGGCAGAGCUUCAAUUCCGUAGUGUCUCGCAUCAUCGAUCUUGCCUGCCUUUCACCGCAAAGAAGAAGAAAGAAGGAGGAGUUGGCCGGCAGAGGAAGGAGGAGUUGGUCUCGCAUCAUCGAUCUUGCCUGCCUUUCACCGGGUACUGCCUCCCUCCUCGUACCAUGA